Molecule: messenger RNA, 1119 nt
Organism: Sporothrix schenckii 1099-18
Lineage: Eukaryota; Fungi; Ascomycota; Sordariomycetes; Ophiostomatales; Ophiostomataceae
Exons: 3
Coding region: 1-1119 (372 amino acids)
Biological process (GO): nucleophagy; autophagy of mitochondrion; autophagosome assembly
Cellular component (GO): cytoplasmic ubiquitin ligase complex; cytosol
Molecular function (GO): Atg8-family ligase activity
Source: RefSeq, a predicted model, not a curated record
AUGAACAUCCUCUACUCCACCGUCAACACGCUGCGCGACCGCUACACGCCCGCCAAGCACACAUCGACGUUCCGCAACACCGGCGAGAUCACCCCCGAAGAGUUUGUGGCCGCCGGUGACUACCUCGUGUACAAGUUCCCCACCUGGUCGUGGGCCGAUGCCGAACCGGCCAGCCGCCGCUCGGCCCACCUGCCGGCAGGCAAGCAGUUUCUGGUGACGCGCAACGUGCCGUGCCACCGGCGACUGGACGAGACCUUUGCGAGCGCGGCCGGCAGCGGGUUCGACGAUGUCGUGGAGGGGAGCGGCGCCGGCGGCAAGGGCAACGUCGACGAUGACGAGGAUGGCUGGCUGCGGACCGGCGGCGGCGGCGGUGCCAGUGGCGGUGCCAGCAGCAGGGCCGGUGGUGAUGCACAAAAGGACGACGCGUGGAGCAAGUCGUCACAGGCCGCGGCUGCCUCGUCGGACCAGCUCGAUGACGUUGAUGACGACGACGACGACGAUAUCCCCGACAUGGAGGAGGAAGACGACGACGAGGCCAUCAUCCCGGAGCCGACUGAUCCCAAGAACGGCAACCGCUCGUACACCAUGUACAUUAUGUACUCGCCGUACUACCGGACACCACGCCUCUACCUGUCGGGCUACCUCCCCAACGGCCAGCCGCUGCCGCCGCACCUCAUGAUGGACGACAUUGUCGGCGACUACAAGGACAAGACAGUCACGCUCGAGGACUUCCCCUUCUUCGCCCACAGCACCAAGAUGGCCAGCGUCCACCCGUGCAAGCACGCGCCCGUCAUGAAGGUGCUGCUCGACCGGGCCGACGGUGCUCUGAAGCGCCGGCGCGAGAAGCUGGCGGGGCAGCGCGGCGGGAACGUGUCCGGCCUCGAGGGCCUGGUCGACGGCACAAAGAACCUGGACAUUGGUGGCGGCGGAAGCAGCGGCAAGCCGGAUGCAGCACCGCCGUCGGGCGGUGCCGGCUCAUCGGACGAGUGGGAAGAGGUGCAGGCCGACCUAGACGAUGGCGAGGUGGCCAUCCGGGUAGAUCAAUACCUGGUGGUGUUUUUAAAGUUCAUUGCCAGCGUCACACCCAGCAUUGAGCACGACUUUACGAUGAGUGUGUAG